AUGGACGCCCUCCCGCCCCCUAGCCGCCACCUCUUCCCGCUCUUUCAGGAAUCACGCAGCCCCAUGGAAAACCACCACCGCUUUGACCCGUCCAAGUCCUCUACCUUCCGGAACCUGGGCGAGCCCCUGACCAUCGAGUAUGGCACGGGCAGCAUGGAGGGCGUCCUGGGCUUGGACACCGUCACUGUCUCCAACAUUGUGGACUCCCACCAGACUGUGGGCCUGAGCACCCAGGAGCCUGGGAACGUCUUCACCUACUCCGAGUUCGACGGGAUCCUGGGGCUGGCUUAUCCAUCUCUUGCCUCCCCGUACUCGGUGCCCGUGUUUGACAACAUGAUGAAAAAGCACCUGGUGGCCCAAGACCUCUUCUCGGUUUACAUGAGCAGGAAUGACCAGGGGAGCAUGCUUACGCUGGGGGCCAUUGACUCAUCCUACUACACCGGCUCCCUGCAUUGGAUCCCUGUGACCGUGCAGGAGUACUGGCAGUUCACCGUAGACAGCGUCACCGUCGAUGGCGUGGUGGUGGCCUGUGACGGCGGUUGUCAAGCCAUCCUGGACACGGGCACCUCCAUGCUGGUCGGACCCAGCAGCGACAUCCUCAACAUCCAGAAGGCCAUUGGAGCCACCCAGAGCCAGUAUGGCAUGUUUGACAUCAACUGCGGGAGCCUGAGCACCAUGCCCACGGUGGUCUUUGAGAUCAACGGCAGAAAGUACCCACUGCCCGCCUCUGCCUACACCAGCCAGGACGCGGACUUCUGCACCAGUGGCUUCCAGGGCGACGAUAACUCCGAGCAGUGGAUCCUGGGGGAUGUUUUCAUCCGGGAGUAUUUUAGCGUCUUUGACAGAGCCAACAACCGUGUGGGGCUGGCCAAGGCCAUCUGACUGCACCGCUGACC
This is a messenger RNA of Hipposideros armiger (great roundleaf bat), 896 nucleotides long. Its product is annotated as chymosin-like. The coding region runs from base 1 to 882 and encodes 293 amino acids. Gene Ontology annotation, molecular function: aspartic-type endopeptidase activity. Gene Ontology annotation, biological process: proteolysis. The record is from RefSeq and is a predicted model, not a curated record. NCBI's taxonomy places the organism in Eukaryota, Metazoa, Chordata, Mammalia, Chiroptera, Hipposideridae. The transcript has 7 exons.